AUGGUGAGUCAAACUAAAAAUAGAGAAUCGAUCAGUGAGCAUGAAGCCACGUUGGAACUUCGCAGACUCCAAGACGCUGCCAAGCUUGCAGCUAUAUAUCACAAUGGUGAAGUAAAGUUUCAGAGAAGGACAGAUCUAUCGCAUAUCGUGCAUGCCAGUCUACAUUUUGUUCAAUUCAUAAUUGCAUCGACCAUUGAAAUAUUUCAUCAUAUACAUCACUAUAUAAAUGAAUGCGCGCGAAAAAAGGAUGACACGAUUCCGUCAUUGCCGGAGGAAAGAAAUCCUAUUUUCUUCAUGUAUCCUAUCUGCAUGUUGAUGAGCCUCGUUCUUGUGAUAUUAUGGCUUGUUAAAAAAAUACUACCUGAUAGACCUAUAAUACCUCUUGUAGUAUGUACGGCAUCGGCUAUUAUGAUGCUCGUGACAGGAAUAAUGGAAAUGAAACACGCUGAUAUGUACAUCGAUGUUACUGAAUUUACUGAUGAGGAAAUAUUAGAGCAUCCCAUCUUUAUUCAUAAUUUCAUAAUGUGUAUAUUAUCACUUUUCGUCAUGACUUUGUAUCUGAUUCAAGUGUGGGUUCUCUUUGAUCAGUGGCAAUGGAUUCGAGAAGAACAAGAUACAAUUACAUCAAGUGAUAUACAAAGUUCCUAUUCUAGUACGGAUAGCGAUGUAACUGAAAAUUCCAUAAAUGGAGAAAAGAUCAAUAAAAAUAGUUCCAGACAGCAGAUUGUAGAACUGGCACCAAUUCCCUCCUUGAGAGAUUUGUCUGCCUCCGCUCCGAUCACCGAUAGUACCGAGGUGGCUGGAGAACCAAUCCUAUAUUGUUGUUUUGUCGAUUGGUGUAAUUAUAUUAAAAUAAAAAUGAAAAGUAAACCAAGGCAUGAAUUUCAAAUUAUUCAUGUCAUGUGA
Molecule: messenger RNA, 906 nt
Organism: Camponotus floridanus (Florida carpenter ant)
Lineage: Eukaryota; Metazoa; Arthropoda; Insecta; Hymenoptera; Formicidae
Exons: 5
Coding region: 1-906 (301 amino acids)
Source: RefSeq, a predicted model, not a curated record